AUGGGCAUCGUGGAGGGCAAGCGGAACGAGCUACGACAGCUGGAGGAGAAGUUGGAGAACCUCCAGCGACGGUUCUCCCUCGCCUGCCGUGAGAAGGAGAAGCUGGAGAACGAGCAGAAGCUGUGGCCUGGGGGCGAGCGUUCCCGGUGGGAGGGCGCGGCCGAAACUGCAGGAGCCGAACUAUUGCGCCUCCCCGGAGACACCUUGCUGGCCGCCGCGUCACUCGCCUACCUGCCGCCGCACCAGCCGGAGAUCAGGGAGCGCGUGCUGGCCGAAUGGAGCCAGGCCGUGUUGGAGGCGGAGCUCGAGGUGACCACGCCCUUCAGCCUGGUGGACAUCCUGACCCCGCCCCUGCACGUGAGGGCGUGGGGGCUCGAGGGACUGCCCACCGACGCCUUCUCGCUCCAGAACGCCACGGCUAUCAAGCACACAGUCAAAUGGCCGUACCUGGUGGACCCGGACGAGCAAGGGACGCGCUGGCUGCAGCUCCACGAGGCCGCCAACGAGCUGGUGGUCCUUCGCGAGCAGGACUUCAACGCCCCGGCUUCUCGACCUGGAGGAGGAGCUGUGGCCCAGAUAACGCUGCUGGAGGACGCCCUCGCCCGCUGUAUCCCCAAAGGGCGUCCGGUUCUCCUGAUGGACUUGGCGGGGGAUCCGCCGUCGCAGCUGGCUGACCUCGUCGCCCGCAACACGAGGGAGGAAGGCGGCGUGCGAGUGGUCACCAUCGGCUCCCUGACGCUGCAGUACCACCCCGGCUUCCGGCUGUACCUCGCCAGCCGCCACGCCCGCCCCAGCCUGUCCCUCGAGACGGCCGCGUCGCUCACCGUCGUCAACUUCACCGUCACCGUCCAGGGCCUGCACGACAACCUGCGGCAGAUCCUCGUCAGGAAGGAGAGACCUGAGCUGGAGGACGAGCGCCAGAAGCUGGUGCUGACGACCUCCUCCCACCAGCGCGCCCUCCAGGACACGGAGGAGCGCAUCCUUCACACCCUGUCCUCCGCGCAGGGCAACAUCCUGGAGUCCGAGGAGGCCAUCAACAUCCUGCAGGAAACGAAGCAAAUGUCGGACGAGAUCAAGCGCAAGCAGGAGCAGUGCGUGGAGACGGAGGCGGCGCUGCUGGAGUGUUGCAAGCAGUACGAGUCCGUGUCACGACCCGCCGCGUCCCUCUACAUCACCCUCGCCAGCCUCGCCUCCGUGUCGCCCAUGUACCAGUUCUCGCUGCGCUGGUACGUCGACCUCUACGUCGCCGUCAUCGACACCACCGGCAAGAGUUCCGUGCUGGAGCGCCGUCUGAGCCUCCUGCAGGAAGCCCUGGUGAGCCGCGUCCACUCCGCCGUCGUGAAAGGCCUCGCCGCGCCCCAUCGCCUGCCCUUCACCUUCCUCAUCGCCCUCCACGCCCUCAGAGUCUCGGGGGCGGUGAGUCCGAGCGUGGAGUCCGCCCUCUACCGCCUGGCGAGUCUGAGUCCGGCCGGUUGCGCUCCCCCCCCGGACUGGCUGGCCCCUCCUCUCGCCCCCGCCUGGCCCGCCCUCCUGCACCUCUCGACGCUGCCGGAGUUUGAAGGUUUGUCUGAGAGUCUGGAGAAAGACGCCGUCGGUUGGGUUAGCCUCACGAGCAGCGCCCUGCCGGAGAAGUCCUCUCUGCCCCGCCCCUGGCACCGUCUGCAGCCCGUCCUGUGGCUCCUGCUGGUGGCCGCCCUUCGUCUGGACAAGGUGCGUGUAGGGAGAGUAGAUUUGGCUUACGUGGGCGGUCAGGGCCAUCGUGGGCGAGAUCCUGGGCGCCCACUUCUCCUCGCCUCCGCCCGUGGACGUGGGCGUGUUCCUGGAGGCGCCCGUGCAGCCCAAGUCCUCCUCGCGCGCCCCGGCCCCCGCGCGCCCCCCGCCCCCCUCCUGUUGGUCACCUCGCCCGGGGUCGACGCCCUGGAGGAGGUCUUGCUCCUGGCGGCUCAGGGGCCGGAGGGCGCGCUCGCGAACGUGUCGCUGGGACAAGGACAGUCUUCCGUGGCGGAGGGCGCCGUGCUGAGCGGGGCGAGCGAGGGCGGCUGGGUGCUGCUGCAGAACCUCCACCACGCCCUGGACUGGCUGCCGACGCUGGCGAACAUCAUCACCCGCCUGUACACGGAGGGCGUCCCCAACGGCGGCGGCGGUGGUCGCAAAGGCAACGGCAACGGCGGUCUCCAUCCCAACUUCCGGCUGAUUCUCACCACGGAGCCCUCGGACGAGUUCCCCGUGUCACUGCUGAGGAGUGUAGAGAAAGUAUACGUGGACGCCCCCGGAGACGCUCGCCACGCCCUCCUGGAAGCCAACCUCACCCUCACUCGACUCACGCUCCACCUCACCUUCUCUGAGGAGGUAAGGAGCUUGGGCCGCCCUGGGGUCUCGAAGGCUUAUAGAUUUCGGACGAAGAGGAGGAAGGAAGCGCGACGCCGCCUGUUACACGGCCUCAGCGUCUUCCACACCGUCGUGAGCGAGCGAGGGCGCCACGGCCACCUCGCCUGGGCCGACCCCCCCGCCUUCACGGCCACGGAUCUCACGCUCGCCAUCAGCGCUGUCACGAGCAGCGUGGAGGAAGGCCGCGACGUCGACCCGGAGAUGCUGGAGUACCUGGUGGGUCGGGUCUUCUACGGCGGGCGCGUCCAUCGGGCGGAGGACCAGCAGGUGAUCCUCAGCAUCCUGAAGGAAGUCCUCGCCAUCUCCUUGAAGCUGCCGGAGGAGGAGAUCACCCCUCGCUCUGCAGAAGGAGCCGGGGAAGAAGAGGAAGAGGAGGACGAGGAGGAAGAGGAGCUGGAGCCUCCGGGGGGAGGGGCGGACGACGCCGAGGACGUCGGCCUGAUGCGUCUCUUCCCCGAUUUCGUCGGGAGGCUCGACGACCUGGCGGAGUUCGUGGCGGGAAUCACAGGCUUAGACAGACGGAGAUCUUCGGUCUGCCGCCGGGGUCCAGCAGCUGCCAAGCGAGAUCAGCCGGCAGCGCUUCCCUCACCGGUCCUGGCCACCGGUCGGAGGCGCAGACACCGCCCAUCCAAGGCGCGCAGGGUCCCCAAAGGACCUCACUUCCGAGAGACGAAACGUACAAAAGCAAUGGAAAGUUUAGAAAAUUUGAGCACACCAGCUUCCGGUAUAGCGACUCGAACUUGUGUUGUGAGGAUUUCAGAAAACGGCUCUUCCCUAAAAUUCGACACAAGGGCUUUUGAACUAGACGACUUCAUACUUUACUCACAACCAGGUUCUAGUAUUUAA
Messenger RNA from Penaeus vannamei (Pacific white shrimp), 3234 nucleotides. NCBI's taxonomy places the organism in Eukaryota, Metazoa, Arthropoda, Malacostraca, Decapoda, Penaeidae. The record is from RefSeq and is a predicted model, not a curated record.